UUCGAAAAGUUGAGAUUCAGAAGGCAACAAGCAACCUGGAUAAGAACGGAAGAAGAAAGAAUAGCUUGAGCAGCUUCGAACGUCCAAUUCAUAAGUUGACAGUGUUGUUAGAAAUGGUGGAGCAAGAAGAGACCGAAAGGAACGUCCCCGCCAAGGAGCAAUGA
Messenger RNA from Paramuricea clavata, 164 nucleotides. NCBI's taxonomy places the organism in Eukaryota, Metazoa, Cnidaria, Anthozoa, Malacalcyonacea, Plexauridae. The record is from the annotation of a GenBank genome assembly.